AUGGUUUGGACUAGAGGCCUAGGCCGUGCUUUAGGUACGGUUAGUUGUAGAGGUCUGGGGAAAGGUGAUCAUGAUAAUUCUGACGAUGCUCCCCAGCGUCGAAGACCUACCGCAUCCGCACAUAGGCAACGAGUACCUAUGACUUUUGCGGAUGAGGUUGACAUACCUGUGACUGAGACUGACGUACCUGUGGUUGAGGUUGACGUACCUGAGGAUGAUGCAGACACCAUCGCACAAGCUGCUGAGGAUGAGCCUGAGGGAUUUCCGGGUGGUCCGGGCGACCCAUCCAUGUUGACCGAGUAUGCGGAUCACGUUGCAGGCAGCGUAUGGAUGGGAGAGGAGCGUCCUGAGUUGAAGUUAUCCUCUCACCGGAGGAAGGUGCAUAGUUUAGGCAGGCAUGUCCCUGCCAUUGAGAGGCUAGUUACUGGGACAGGACUAAGUCCUCUGAUCAUGCUGGUGGAGUUAUUGAUGGUCACUGCAGAGGCUACCAGGGCUGAGACAGGACAAUAUCGUGGACCCACCAGCCAACAACUUGGUGGUUACAUCACGACGUUGCAGUGCUGGAUAUACGAGCACUUUCCCUCAGUCAUGGAGUCCACUGCUGAUCCGGACUACAACGAGGAUUCACCGCGUGCCUGUAGGUGGAUUGCUACGAAGAAGACCGUGAAGAGCAUACGUACACCGACGUACAGGGAGCGCUUGGACCGACUUCAGAUUCCGGAUGUCUGUUGGAUCCCAUAUGGGGAGCACCGAUCGGUCCGGGACUUCCAUAUGAUUUCAUGUUAUUCCGGUCUGCUGCCCUGGGGGCCUGUUGUUGUGUAUUACCGACCAGAGAGGGUCAUGUGGCAGUUUAGAUACACCCAGACCAUUCCUGUUCCGCCCGUCGAUUCAUGGGUUUCGUUUGAUGAUAUAUACGACAGGUUUACUGAAAACAGCUAA
Messenger RNA from Glycine soja, 939 nucleotides. RefSeq lists its product as uncharacterized. The transcript has 7 exons. Lineage: Eukaryota; Viridiplantae; Streptophyta; Magnoliopsida; Fabales; Fabaceae. Bases 1 to 939 code for a protein of 312 amino acids. The record is from RefSeq and is a predicted model, not a curated record.